AUGAGCAAGGGACUGAAUGCUGCUCUUCUUCCAUUCUUCAAGGUGGGGGACCGGGUGAUGGUGUUGAGCCGGUCAGGCAUGUGGCAGGAGGAGGUGACCGUGCCCUCAGCCCAGACCUUCCAGAUGCCUGAGGCCAUGACCUUUGAGGAAGCCGCUGCCUUGCUGGUCAAUUACAUCACAGCCUACAUGGUCCUCUUUGACUUCGGCAACCUACGGCCUGGCCACAGCGUCUUGGUACACAUGGCUGCAGGGGGUGUGGGUAUGGCCGCCGUGCAGCUGUGUCGCACAGUGGAGAAUGUGACGGUGUUCGGAACGGCUUCGGCCAGCAAGCACGAGGUGCUGAAGGAGAACGGGGUCACACACCCCAUCGACUACCAUACGACUGACUAUGUGGAUGAGAUCAAGAAGGUCUCCCCCAAAGGAGUGGAUAUCGUCAUGGACCCUCUGGGUGGGUCAGAUACUGCCAAGGGCUACAACCUCCUCAAACCCAUGGGCAAAGUGGUCAUCUAUGGAAUGGCCAACCUGCUGACGGGCCCCAAGCGGAACCUGAUGGCCCUGGCGCGCACAUGGUGGAACCAGUUCAGUGUGACUGCGCUGCAGCUGCUGCCGACCAACCGCGCUGUGUGUGGCUUCCACUUGGGCUACCUGGAGGGUGAGGUGGGGCUAGUCAGUGGUGUGGUGGCCCGCCUCCUGGCUCUGUACAACCAGGGCCGCAUCAAACCCCACAUUGACUCCGUGUGGCCCUUUGAGAAGGUGGCGGAUGCCAUGAGGCAGAUGCAGGAGAAGAAGAAUGUGGGCAAAGUCCUCCUGGUGCCUGGACCAGAGAAGGAGAACUAG
Puma concolor (puma) is the source of this 837-nucleotide messenger RNA. Lineage: Eukaryota; Metazoa; Chordata; Mammalia; Carnivora; Felidae. The record is from RefSeq and is a predicted model, not a curated record.